Molecule: messenger RNA, 6701 nt
Organism: Varanus komodoensis (Komodo dragon)
Lineage: Eukaryota; Metazoa; Chordata; Lepidosauria; Squamata; Varanidae
Gene: SLC30A1
Product: solute carrier family 30 member 1
Exons: 2
Coding region: 380-1918 (512 amino acids)
Biological process (GO): intracellular zinc ion homeostasis; detoxification of zinc ion; zinc ion transmembrane transport
Cellular component (GO): membrane; Golgi apparatus; endoplasmic reticulum
Molecular function (GO): calcium channel inhibitor activity; zinc ion transmembrane transporter activity
Source: RefSeq, a predicted model, not a curated record
AAACCGUCUGCAAAGAGCAGCAGUGCUGCUUCUCCUGCUCCGUGGAACGCGGUCGAGAUAGAAGGAGGCGAGGCGGCGCGCCGGCACCAGUGCGGGGACGAGCAGUGGCGCGAGCCGAGGCGGCGAGAGACAGGCGCGCUGCCGGGGAAGAGGCGACGCACCGCGCGGAGCUGUUCGCGGGUGGCUCCGGCACCUCAGCGGCUUCGCCACUGCUGGCCGUGGCUCCUCCGCUCGCCGAGCUGUUUGGCGGCGGGUCGCUGUUGCUUUCUUGGCGCCGUCGCUGCCUCCUGCGCCCGGCCGAGCCUCCUCGUCUUCGCCGCCGCCGCCGCCGGGCAGCUGGGGCGGUGAAGAGGCCAGCGGGUCGUUGUGCUCCGGAAGGAUGGGCGCGGAGGGUCCCCCGGGCGAGCGCCCGGCUCCGCCGCGCCGGCGGCAGGGCUGCCGGCGGGUGAGGCUGCUGUGCAUGCUGGCGUUGACCUUCCUCUUCUUCGUGGUGGAAGUGGUGGUGAGCCGGCUGACGGAGUCGCUGGCCAUGCUGUCGGACUCCUUCCACAUGCUCUCGGACGUGAUGGCCCUGGUGGUGGCCCUGGUGGCCGUCCGUUUCGCCCAGCGCACCCGCGCCACCAAGAAGAACACCUUCGGCUGGGUGCGGGCCGAGGUGAUGGGCGCCCUGGUCAACGCCGUCUUCCUGACGGCGCUCUGCUUCACCAUCCUGCUGGAGGCCAUCGAGCGCUUCACCGAGCCCCACGAGAUCCAGCAGCCCUGGGUAGUCAUCGGGGUCGGUGUCGGGGGGCUGCUCAUCAACGUCCUGGGGCUCUGCCUCUUCCACCAGCACGGUGGCCACGGGCACUCGCACGGAGGCAGCCGCCGGAGUCGCAGCGGCUCCCGGAGCAAGGCGCUGGAGCGGCCUCCCGGCGACCUACAUAAAGAAGAGGAGACCAACACCCUGGUGGACAAUUUCAGCAGCUCCAAUGGAGUCAGCAUGGAGAAGCUAGGUGAUGUAGUUAAAGAGAGUCCGAUGGAACUUCAGCCCAAUGGGAAUAUUAGUAAUCACUCCUCGCUUGACAUGGAGGUUGAGGAAGACACAAGCGGUCAGCUCAACAUGCGUGGAGUAUUUCUUCAUGUCCUUGGAGAUGCCUUGGGUUCAGUUAUUGUUGUGGUGAACGCCUUGGUAUUUUACUCUUUUUGGACUCCAUGCCCCAGAGAUGGGCCUUGCAUUAACCCUUGCAAGGAUGACCAUUGUGGAGAAAAUGUUACUCAGCUCUCUGGCAGGAUGAAUGCCACUGAAUUUGAGAAAAUUCCUGUAGCUGGUCCCUGCUGGGUCUUAUAUUUAGAUCCUGCUCUAUGUCUGAUAAUGGUUUGCAUUCUGCUGUACACAACUUACCCACUGCUUAAAGAAUCUGCUCUUAUUCUUUUGCAAACUGUUCCCAAGCAAAUUGAUAUUCGUUCUUUGAAUGAGAAACUCCGUAAACUGGAAGAAGUUGAAGCUGUCCAUGAACUGCAUGUUUGGCAGCUGGCAGGAAGCAGGAUCAUUGGCACAGCUCAUAUAAAAUGUAAGGACCCAGAAUCGUACAUGAAAGUGGCUAAAGAUAUUAAAGAGAUCUUUCAUGAUGAAGGGAUACAUGCGACAACGAUUCAGCCGGAGUUCACUGUUAGGGGCUAUGAUGUAGGCUCUGAUGAGGGUGUAAGCAAAUGUGAACUGCCCUGCAGAACCCAGUGUGCUCUGAAGCAGUGUUGCGGGGCUGUGGAAAAGACUAUUGCAAAGAAGACGGACAAGUCCCCUUCAAUUAGUAUUUCUUGUUCUGAAAUAGUCAUUGACUCUCCACAUCACAAAACCAGGAGGACUAAAUCAGAGUGCAUACCUGCUAUAAAGCUAGAGGCAGAACCUGACCCUAACAAACAGUUUGAAUCCUCUUUGUAAUUCCCACAGUUGUGCUGAGUGAAGUCUGAAUUCAACUACAGUUGAUUGUGAGAAGAAAAGACUGAUGUUCGGGAGACAAGUUGCGAAAUAAUGUAAUUGUUGAAGUCCCUGUUCUUGUCACAACACUUAAAUUUAGGCUGCCUGCUUGAAAGAACAUCAUAGUGCCGUCCAGACACAAUGUGUGUUUGUGUUAACUUUUAGUUGAAUAGCACAGAAAAGUUCAACCAGUGCAGCAACAACUCUGCAGAACCAGUUUGGACUUUUCUGCUGAGAUGCAUUUUUGUUGAGUUUAACAUUAAAAUGACAUUUUCCAGCAAACUUUCCUCCCUGCUUCUCCAAAACAUUGGUUUUGUGUUAGGUUUCUUACUGAGGUUGCUCUUACUGCUUAUUGAUUUUUGUCUCUGUGUGCAUGUGUGUUUCCCAAUAUUUUACAAACCAUAAAGUGAGAAAACCAAAGGGGACAGAACCUUUUAAUGUAAAAAACAAAAGGUAGACUACUUUGGUAAUUUUAGACUUUCUUAUUAAAUGAAAAAGUGAAUGCUAUUUCAAAUAGGUAUACUAAAUAGAAUUAGUGGUAUCUUAAAAUAUAUCCAAUACUUAUUGACAAAAAGCCCCUUUUUGAAUUGGGUCUGUGACACAAUGAAAACUGCUUGAAAAUAUAAAUGGUGGAUAAUUAUAUACCUGUCCCCUGGACUAUUUGAUUAACUUUUCAGACCGAAGCUGGACACACUUUACUAGGGACUUAUCUGUUAAGUUUUUCACUCCUGCCUUAUCCUCUCUUUCUUUUAAAUAACUGUUGUAGUAUAUAUUUUAGAAUUCAGUAGAACUCAAAAACAGAUUGAGUUAUGCUGAGAUUAGAGAGCCAGAGCUGGUCUUUGUCUUGGCAGGGUCUUCUGCUGGAAUGGAAUGGUUACUACUGGCUGGAUUACACCUAAUUUGAGUUUUAAAGAAUUCCCAAAAAUUAAACUUAGGAGAUUCAUCAAUUUAGGCUGCUUAAACAUUAAUAUAUUACUUCCCCCUCCAAGUAUUUAUGUCUCAUUCUGAGCCAUUUUGCCUGUUAGGUAAAACAAAACCCAACCAGCUGUCUCCAAAGCAUUCAAUACACUUUCAGUGUAAUGAGCUGAUUCAGGCAUCAUGAUAUGUCAUGGCUUUAUUGGGUUAUAAAUGAGAUUUGGUAGACUUUGGGCUUACAUGCCCCCUUUCCCUUCCCUUCUAGCACAGCCACAAAGAGGAAAGUAGAAACUUUUACUUCCAUUUAAAAAAAAAUUACACUUGAGGACUGCAUCUGAACGUUGGUAGAUUAGAACAGUUGCUUGUUUUAAACAAUUUGAAGUUAAAAUUAUCCUCAGUAUGUUGGAUUGAGGUGAAACAUCAUGCUGUGGUAAGUCAGAGGAACUGGAGGUCUCUGAUAUGCCUGCACUGAAGUAAAAGGGGAGCAGGUGAGUUCAAGAACUCAUUGCAGAUGAUUCCCAUUAUAAGCCAUAGUUGUUCAUGAUGUUCAACUUGGCCCACGGUUCCUUUUUGUGCAGCAGUUUUUGUGUAGCAAAGGCAUGUGGCGGCAAAGAAUAAAGGCCCAGUUCAAUCUUCCUUUCUGCAGUAAGUUUUGAAAACCUAAUGAUGCAAAGGAUUGAGUAAGUGAAGCAGGGCAGGAAGUAGUUUCUCAAUGCUGUUAGUCAUUGCUCUACAAAUGCACAGACUGCACUUAAUCCUCUUGCCCAACCCUCUUAAAAUAAAACAGUUUAGGGUGCAAUCCCAUGCACAUUUAGACAGAAGAAUAUCUUGCAUCUCCAGAUGUCCUGGCUGGGACACCUUGCAGUUCUACAGCUUCAUGGGAUUGUGCCUUUAACCCUGUUAAAGGAACUAAUGUAGCAUUGAAUGUAAGAGUGGUAGCUGAUGCAUUUCUGGAUCAGCCAGCCAGUCCUUGUCUGCACCCCAGUUUUCCACUCCAUGAAAACUUGUGCUAAUGCAUAACUAAUGCUAAUUAGUUCAAAAGUAUUUUCCAAAAGCCUUAAUGUGAAGGCAUUGUGGGAUUCCAAACUUUCUCUAUAGCUUAAUUAUUCCAGCAAUGGUUCUGGGUACAAUCAGGUGCUGCAAGAAGAACAUAAGACUUUCUGGGUCAGUUUUACGCAUUUGUCUGCUACUUUACUUCUGCAGGUUAUCUUGCACUGUUUAAAUGCAGGCUUUCUAAAAUGAUGAAUGCCUUGGUUGAUGGGAAUGUAGGUUUGCUCCCUCCCUCUCAAGUAUAAUCUUCAUUUAUUUGCACUGUUUUUUAUUAGUUUGGAAUUGCGAAGGAGAAGAAAACAGCGAGCAGUGGUUUCCACCCCACCCACUACUCAGUAGUGUUGUAGUCGAGCCUUAUUUUUGCACAACAAAAACUAUUUCAUAGUUAACACACUACAAAGUGUGAUAGAGUGGUAUUUGUAAAAUGAUUAAGCACAUUUAGCAAUGCUUUUUAUAUUCAUUUUGUUACAAAUGCCACCUGUUACUUAAUACCCCCAACUUGUAUCUGAUAUAUUAUUCUAAGCAUGCAGUAAUGGUGCUAUACUAUUCUCGUGUAGCUGUAUUUUAAUUAUAAAAUACAGCAUUUUCAAAAAUCAGCUGCUUUUUCAUUGUGUGGACAGCUAGGCUGGGAAUAGUUGUUUCACUGGGAAUGUAUGAAAGGGAGGGAAGGCUAAAAAGCUACGACAAUAUUAUAGGUUAAAGGUGUUGAAGUUAAGCCUUUCUAAUUUUUUAGAAUAUAAAUACAAAUUAGCUCCCUUUAUUAAACAUAAAAAGGUGUGCUUCCUGUCUCCCACAUGGUACACAUUGUAGUUUAAGACAGUGUUGCUUUUAACUUUGUCUCUAAUGGGUCCAUUUCUAAUAUCUGGGUUAUUUGGUGUGUGUAUACUUUGGAAUAUGGUGAUGUAUUUUACCUUACAUCUCUUUUACGUAUAAACUUUGGCUCUCAUUUGGAGCAUGCAUUGCACUGAUAAAGGGUGCAGUCUUUUAAUUAUUAUUAGCAACUUCUUUUAUGGCAGAAAAGGCUGAAUCCAACAAGUUAUGAGCAACUAUCUGCUCAUGCAGUGGCAGUUUCCCUACCCAACCUCACUGUACUGCAUGCCUCCAAAAUCUGUUCUUAAAGAUCCUGCAGCCCUCUGGAGUAAAUUGGGAGGGCGACAUGGCAGACUGAAGGGGAGGAGAAAUUCAAUUUGCCACCAGUGGCUGCCCAAUUGGCAGAAGUGUAUCAAUCAGAUAUGACCCAAAAUGUUAAUUUCUGCUUUUACAAACAAAUUUUUAAAAAGUUGUAUAUGUUUUGAACAAAAGUGAAUGCCUUGAAUACCUCCCAACUACAGGAAGCAUUGGUUUUUUGGGGACAUGUACUUGAUCACCUGAAUAUUAAAGCCAGUUUUGCAAACUCCUGUAUAAGAUUAUAUUUUCUCCUGAAUGCCAGGGAUGUUGAGGAGUAUUUCAGUUAGACCUGCAGUAAUGAAUACAACUGCACUCAGUAUAUACUUUUGCUCUGAACUCUUACAAUAAGCCUGAGAUGGCUGUAUUGGUUUAUUUCACUGUAUUUUCCUGGCAAAAACCGCAUUGCGCUUUUCCAUGAGAGUGCAGUGAACACAUCACAAAGUAAAUAUGUGUGGCCAUCUUGCACAUUACAAGUUUCAUUGCAAAAAUGCACAGUUGCACAAGUGUUAUAUAUACUUACUUGUAACAAGUGAAGCUGCUCAUGAUAUGCCAAAUGGCUGGAUGUGUAAGGACUGGCUGUUUCAUUAACUGAGUGUUUGUUGAACCAGUCUGCAAUUCAGAGAAAUACCUUUACAAAGCAAAACUGAGUGUUUUAAAGUGUCAUCUAAGGUUCUGGGGAAUGUUUAAAAGCCACUUGGAACUCUCAGUGCAAAUAGUGCUCAAGAUGUCUCCGUUCUGCUCCCCCCUUUUCUGUCCCAGCCUAUGCAUAUUUGUUGCUCUUGCUGUAUGCAGCUGACGCUGAGGUUCAGAACCUCUUUAAGAUCAAGCCAUCUGUGAGAGCAGGACUGACUCCACUGAGUCAAUGGGAAAUAGUUUGUUUUGAAUAGAAUGCACUUUCUGACUUUUCUCAUUGAUGUCUGUAGGGGUGGGGAAAGGCAACUUUAACACUGCAUCGCCUUGCUUAAGGAUUUUGGGGGUUUUGUGAUAGGAGUAUUACAUAUUUAAGGAUAUUCAGUACAAUAUUUAAAUAUGCUGCUUUAAUUUCAUAACAGCAUCAAUGUAGCCUUCUGGGACUUUGGCUUAUGUUUACAGAACAAUGUUUGAAUAUGACAAUAAAUACUCUUAUUUUGGUUCUAUCUUGCACCAUCUAUUCACCUCUUGGUGGUUUGAAAGGUAACUAAUGCUUCAUGUGCCUCAAAUAAGAACUUAUUUUUAAAUUUUUAUUUUGGUAAGCCAAAUGCAGCCUUACUUAACAGGAGCUUUCAUCUGUGUGAUCUUGGGUUUGUGUCAUUAAAUUGCCUGUGUGAAGAACACUUCCUUGUCUUAUCAGUGUGUGACCCUGAUUCUCCUCUACCCACAAUCCCACUUGCUGUGUGUGUCAGUUUAAGUGUUCUAGAGCUUAGUCUCCAAACCCAUAUACUCUUUAGUAACUAGAGAGACACCUCCUCUUGCAUAAUAUGGGUUGCAUUUGAAAAUAUCUGGGGCAUAAUCAGCAUAUCUGUAUCUGGUUACAUCAUACCAACAACAAUGGGCUUCUGUUAAACCAGUGAUGCUACUGUGUUUCUUUGCAUAUAGACUAAAGACUGAGCAGGAAAUAAAUGUUGCUAUAUAAACC